AUGCCCAGCAAUCAGAAUCGGCCUUUCCGCGUCCGCGACGCGGGCGCCGAGGGCGCGGCAGCAGUCGCCAAACUGUUAAAAGACUCUGGUAUCCCAUCUGCUCUCUGGGGAGCGAAUGCAGCUGCCUAUCACGGUGGCGGUCUCUGCCCCUUGGAUAUAGAGCUCGUCGUAAAUGAUGCUCAUCAGCAGCGGGCAUUCGGUGUGCUAACAGCCCAUGGGGUCUUACCCGCCAUCCCCGACGAUAGCGAAAGUACACUGCCAAUUGACUACGCACUUUGGCGACAACAAGCGCCCUCGUAUCGAUACCGAGACCGCCGUCGCGUGCGAAUAUGCAGCCAUUUAUACAAACUACCACCGAGCGGAGACUGGCUUGAGGAUUCUCUGCUUCCAUACAUCAUCCUGUAUUCGGCUGAGACUGUUGGCCUGCCUUCACUUCCGCCCUUUCCACACACCAAGCUUCCACGGUUGGUUGGAUCGCGACAAUCUUACGUCCUCGCGCCCGCGCUUCAUAGUCCACGAAUGUCACUGAGCAAAUUCGGUACCAAGGGCGAAGUCCUAACAACCGCAUUCGCGGCUCUCGUUGAAUCGGAAAUGAACGUUCUGUUGUGGCAUGCAGACUAUCUUUCUCCGGCCUGGGGACAACAUAUGGCUCAGCUUUCUGAACUACUUCGUUCACGAAGCGUUGUAAACGGUCCAGAUGGCUUGCCGGACUUGGUAGAUUCCAGGCUGUCGACUUUCGCGAACUGGAUUCAAUUGGACUUCCGGGGGGAAGCGGACCCUGAGGACUUGGCUGACUUGAAAGACGUUGAAAUUCGACGCAAAGCGGGAGCGAAUCUGGAUCCUCACCACUGUGACUCUUUCUCAUCGGAGCUUUCCUUUUAG
This is a messenger RNA of Hirsutella rhossiliensis, 882 nucleotides long. RefSeq lists its product as uncharacterized. Bases 1 to 882 code for a protein of 293 amino acids. The record is from RefSeq and is a predicted model, not a curated record. The transcript has 2 exons. Lineage: Eukaryota; Fungi; Ascomycota; Sordariomycetes; Hypocreales; Ophiocordycipitaceae.